AGGCACUUCCGCCCUCUCUUAACAUGGCGCCGGCGGAAGGGGCGGGGUAGGGCCGGGCGAUAAUGGCGGCUUCGAGGCUGGAGUUGAACCUGGUGCGGCUACUAUCCCGCUGCGAGGCGAUGGCAGCGGAGAAACGGGACCCGGACGAGUGGCGCCUGGAGAAGUACGUGGGAGCCCUGGAGGACAUGUUGCAGGCCCUGAAGGUCCACGCGAGCAAACCGGCCUCUGAGGUGAUCAAUGAAUAUUCCUGGAAGGUGGAUUUUCUGAAGGGGAUGCUGCAAGCCGAGAAGCUGACCUCCUCCUCAGAGAAAGCACUGGCCAACCAGUUCCUGGCCCCUGGCCGUGUGCCAACCACAGCCAGAGAGCGAGUGCCCGCCACAAAGACGGUGCAUCUGCAGUCACGGGCGCGGUACACCAGCGAGAUGCGGAGUGAGCUACUAGGCACGGACUCUGCAGAGCCUGAGAUGGACGUAAGGAAGAGAACACCCUGUCACACUCACUGAAAAUGGCAGACCAGAACCUGGAGAAGCUGAAGACAGAGUCAGAGCGGCUGGAGCAGCACACACAGAAGUCAGUCAACUGGUUCCUCUGGGCCAUGCUCAUUAUCGUCUGCUUCAUCUUCAUCAGUAUGAUCCUCUUCAUUCGAAUCAUGCCCAAACUCAAAUAAAGACCCCCGCCCACCU
Messenger RNA from Mandrillus leucophaeus (drill), 683 nucleotides. It is a transcript of the gene USE1, whose product is annotated as unconventional SNARE in the ER 1 homolog (S. cerevisiae). The transcript is spliced from 7 exons. Gene Ontology annotation, cellular component: SNARE complex; endoplasmic reticulum. Bases 63 to 503 code for a protein of 146 amino acids. Gene Ontology annotation, biological process: retrograde vesicle-mediated transport, Golgi to endoplasmic reticulum. Lineage: Eukaryota; Metazoa; Chordata; Mammalia; Primates; Cercopithecidae. The record is from RefSeq and is a predicted model, not a curated record. Gene Ontology annotation, molecular function: SNAP receptor activity.